GCAGCUUCAGAAGAAGAAGCAACGGGAAGAGAGCGAGAGUUGCAGAUCCCAAAGUUGAAUCGGAGAUGGUCGGAAUCAAGAAAGAGAGAGUGGCUACUGGCUGAUCUUUUGCUUCAAGAGCAUCGAAAUCAAAACCAGAAUGCGAUUUCUUCAUCGCUGGCGAUGAUGCUAACUCGGAUCAAUUCUUCUUUGAGGAAUGUAAUCCGAUCGAACAAUUUGUUGGGCACGUCCGGAAUGACUUUCGGAAUCUAAUGUUGUCGUCCGUUGAUCCGUAUUUCGGUUUUUACAUGCAGGAAGCGAUAUUGAUGGGUGUGUCGGAGAUUAAAGAUUGCUGAUUUAGUGAUGGGUUAACUAGCUGUCGGGCUGAUAUGCUGUUCUGCAAAAUGAUUGAUCUUUCUGAACUCUAGUUGGUAAUGUGUGCACUUGUGAACAAGUUGGGGGUUGCUUUGGAGUGGAGAAUUUUUCAUUGUUGGAAAGGGGUCUUUGUCAAAUGCAGAUAUUCUUUAAGAAUUUGAAGGUUGGGUUCUCUGAUGGAGCAUACCGCAUAGCGGAAUCAUCGGUUUCUGCAUUGGAUUGCGAGUGGAUUAUGCGAAGCGUGCGAUUGUCUAAAUAAAGUUCGUGGAUUUCGGGUUACUCAGAAGCACCUUGGUUGAUGUUUUCUCUCCUACCGAAGAGCGCCAUUCCUCGUCUCCUGUGCAUUUUGGGGAAAUUCUGAAACGUCUGUAAAGGGUGUGACUAGGAGGAAAAUGGUUGGUCGGGACAUAGAGAUGCUUCGAAGAUGAGAAGGGGUUACUUCGUGAAGAAUUCGAUUGCUUUCGUGUGCAUGGUUGUUUCGCUGUGUUGCUUUCUCAUACUGUUUCUUUCGACACUCAAGCUUCCAGAGGUAUCAUCCAGUAAUGAUGCUGUGAGAUCUCACCGGACUACAAAAGACAGGAAAUUCUCUGAGAAUUGGCAUUUAGGGAUGUUCGGGAAUAUGUUGGUGGAAAUGCUGCCACAAGACCUUGCUUUCACCAUCUUUGUCCCUUCGGAGAAAGCAUUCUGGCGUGAUCUGCGGCUGAACGUGAAUGAAAGUUUUGCUGCAGAGAACAUAAACAACACCUACGCGAUUGUUUCGCGUGUCCUCGGAUUCUCUGCUGUCCCUCGAGCUCUUACCUCAGAUGCAGUGCCUGUAGGCAAGGAGAUCUCUUACGAUUCCUUGUCAGGGUUUACUUUGUAUAUAUCAAAGGCUGUCAAUGGAAAGAUAGUAGUCAAUAGAGUCCAAUCCGAAAGUUUGGAUAGAAGGAAGGGCGAGAUUGUUGUGCAUAUCAUGGAUGGAGUCAUCAUGGAUGCUGAUUUUAAACAAUCGGUUCAGCCAGAUUAUGAUGAAGGCCGAUGACUGCAAGCCACGGACGCAUUGAACUGAUGAUGUUCUUUCCCGCUAAUCACAAGUGGUCAAGUACCAAUCGAACACAAAUGACUGUUGCGCAGGAGCGAAAUAUUGUCUAGCAUAUACAGUGUUGACAAAAUUGGAAAGCAGAAGUGUGUAAACUGUCUCUCUCUCUCUCUCUCUCUCUCUGUUGGGGUGUUUGUCUCUGUCAAAAACAAACACCGUUGAGCAUUUUCAUGUCAAAUUGACCAACUAUUCGACAGCACUGGCAUCUCCAUUUAGUAAAAAAGGGCUCCAAAGGGAGAGUUGCUACUGAAUAAAGGCAAAGUCUCCGAGCAAA
This is a messenger RNA of Syzygium oleosum, 1706 nucleotides long. RefSeq lists its product as uncharacterized. Bases 779 to 1375 code for a protein of 198 amino acids. The transcript is spliced from 2 exons. The record is from RefSeq and is a predicted model, not a curated record. Lineage: Eukaryota; Viridiplantae; Streptophyta; Magnoliopsida; Myrtales; Myrtaceae.